CAGUCAGCUUCAUUCCGCUUCCGGUUGGCCGGGCGCUUCGGCAAAGUUGUCGCUACCGUGGUCGCGAUGGGCAAGUCAGAUUUCCUUACCCCUAAGGCCAUCGCCAACAGGAUCAAAUCCAAGGGGCUUCAGAAGCUGCGCUGGUAUUGCCAGAUGUGCCAGAAGCAGUGCCGGGACGAGAAUGGCUUUAAGUGUCAUUGUAUGUCCGAAUCUCACCAGAGACAACUACUGUUGGCUUCAGAAAAUCCUCAGCAGUUUAUGGAUUACUUCUCCGAGGAAUUCCGAAAUGACUUUCUAGAACUUCUCAGGAGACGCUUUGGCACUAAGAGAGUCCACAACAACAUUGUGUACAAUGAGUAUAUCAGCCACCGGGAGCACAUCCACAUGAAUGCCACCCAGUGGGAGACUCUGACUGAUUUUACCAAGUGGCUGGGCAGAGAAGGCUUGUGCAAGGUGGAUGAGACGCCGAAGGGCUGGUAUAUUCAGUAUAUCGACAGGGACCCAGAAACUAUCCGCCGGCAACUGGAACUGGAGAAGAAGAAGAAGCAGGACCUUGAUGAUGAAGAGAAGACAGCCAAGUUUAUUGAAGAACAAGUGAGAAGAGGUCUGGAAGGGAAAGAACAGGAGGCUCCUGUUUUUACGGAAUUAAGCAGAGAAAAUGAUGAAGAAAAAGUUACAUUCAAUUUGAAUAAAGGAGCAUGUAGUUCAGCAGCAACAUCAUCCAAAUCAAGCUCCUUGGGACCGAGCGCGUUGAAGACAGUCGGGAAUGCGGCAUCAGUUAAGCGAAAAGAAUCUUCCCAGAGCACAGCUCGAUCAAAAGAAAAGAAAAAAAAGAAAUCAGCACUCGAUGAAAUCAUGGAGAUCGAGGAGGAAAGGAAAAGAAGUACCCGAACAGACUAUUGGCUACAGCCUGAAAUCAUUGUGAAAAUUAUAACCAAAAAACUCGGAGAGAAAUAUCAUAAGAGAAAGGGUGUUGUUAAGGAAGUAAUUGACAAAUACACAGCUGUCGUCAAGAUGAUCGACUCCGGAGACAAGCUGAAACUUGACCAGACUCAUUUAGAAACAGUAAUUCCAGCACCAGGAAAAAGAAUUCUCGUUUUAAACGGAGGCUACAGAGGAAAUGAAGGUACCUUAGAAUCCAUCAAUGAGAAGACUUUUUCAGCUACCAUAGUCAUUGAAACUGGUUGUUGUGAGAACUGCAGAAAAUACACAGGAGGUGUCAGACGGGGAGUCACGCAUCUGUGGCCCCGCCUGGUGUUAAUCUGGCCUGAAGAAUUUCGUUAGGGAGAAUGGGUCUCCCUGGUCAGAACAGGGAAACCAUUCGGAUUGAUAUUUACGAAAAGCUUUGAAGAUAGGCUACAGGAGUCCUGAAGAUGAUUGGAAGAUAGGGGCCCUGCGACACCCCAGCUGAGAUUUACGGUGACGACCUACUCCUCUCUACAGAAUUACGUUCUGAUCAAUCCCUAGUGGGUUGCAGAAUGCUCCAAAGAAUAAGCAAGCGUAAUACAGGUAACUGUCAGGUUGUUUUCCUUUAUUGCUGAGAGCACAAUACUUUCAGAAACUAAUCAAGAGGUAAACAGUGGAAGAAUCUCUUCCUUUCCACUGAUCCCUAGUAAUUUGGUUCCUUCAUUUGAAAUUCAAAAUGGAGUAACCAUUUGUAACUCAAAAUUAAUUAUAUAGAGAAGGCAUAUUUCUGGUCGCAAUGGGGACGCGUGGACAGCAUUAAUACAAUUUUAGUUGUCUUAUUCAAAACGCCAGCUAUUAAUAAAAGUUUUGAUAAUUGAAUAACAUGGAUUUGACUGUAAAUCUAGUUUUACAGAACUGUGUUGUUCAACAUCCUGCAUAUAAAUAUACAGCCUAAGAUCUUCAUUGUUAUUUUUAGAACUACAGAGCACAUGUAAAAUACUAGGAAUCAAACUAAACAUAUAUCUAAAGAUAGUAGUUUUAAAGUCUAAAUUCUUGCCAAGUAGCAGAGUUAAGUGUAAGAACCUACUUUUGAAGUUUGUGUUACAUAUUAGCAUUUUAAGAUCAGUAUUUUUGAAGUAGAAAACGGAAAACCUGGAGUAGACUUUUAAUGUACCAUAGGUACCACAGAUAAAACUAAAAGGCAGUGCCAUUUACCUCUUCAGCACUGAGGUUACCUAUGGAUUCUAGAAAUAUCACAUUUCCUUACUAUUUUACAAUUAGACCAAAAGACAAAAACUUGAUUUUGUAAAUACAGGUUGAGUGUGUAAAAAGAGGCAGUUUUGUGUACUUUCUAAAGUAAAAAUAACUUUUACCAAAUUAUGGAGAGAAAGCUUCAUAAAAACGGACCUGUAGGGGUGCCUGGGUGGCUCUGGCGGUUAAGUGUCCGACUUCAGCUCAGGUCAUGAUCUUGCGGUUCGUGGGUUCGAGCCCCGCGUCGGGCUCUGUGCUGACAGCUGGGAACCUGAAGCCUGCUCCAGAUUCUGUGUCUCCCUCUCUCUCUCUGCCUAUCCCCUGCUUGUUCUCUGUCUCUGUCUCUCUCAAAAAUCAAACAUUAAAAAAAAAUUUUUUUAAUGGACCUUGAAACACUUUUUAAGUGUAAUUUUACCACUUUGACCUUUGAAAAUAUAUCCUAAUUCUAGAAAUUGAUUUUUAAAGGGAAGUUAUAAACAAAGGAAAGUACAGACUUACAACAAACCAGAUUUACACCAAAUCACCCAAAGCCACUAUAUUAAUGCAGACAUAAUGAAGUCCGAUUUGUUGUGUUUUGAUUCUGCCUUAUAAAUGUCAUCAGCCUUUUGUGAGGACAUAGCUUGCUAGUUAAUUUAUUUCAAAAUGCAGUCUAAUCAUAUAAGAUUUAAAAUUACUCUCAGGAAUUGCUUAAAUACAAACAAAAGGUAUAUAAGGAAUACUCAGGAAGCCUCUGUGUUCAAGAUCAUUGAAUCUGUGUGAAACGUGUUGCCACAUAGGGGUGACUUCCAGAGAAUUUGGACCUAUGAUUGUCUCAGAAUUCAUAGUAACAUUAACACUAAGUGAAGUUAGCCGUGUGAGGUAACAUCCUGAGCGAUUUUAAAUAUGCAAAGAAUUUGGGAACAACAAAAUCUCCGAGGUGACCUUAGAAUGCCAUCAGGGAAGCAGGACUGUUACGAGAGAUCGUAAUUUAAUAAGCAGACACCUACCCAUUUGUAUCAUAUCUUAUCUGGAGGAUAGCUUUGAGAAUAGAAACAGGUUAGUGAACUAAGGCCUUGUGAUGGUUUAUUAUAGGUGUCAACAUGGCCGGGCCAUGGGGUACCCAAAGAGUUAGUCAGACACAAUCUGGGGUGUUUCUACGAAGCUGGUUUUGGAUGAAAUUUACAUUUAAGUCAUAGCCUGAGUAAAACAGGUGGGCUUCCCUAAGUGGACCUCAUCCAACCAGUUGAAGGCCUGAGUACAACAAAAAGGAUGACCCCCCUCCCCCCCCAGUAAGAGGGAAUUCUCUAGCUGCCUGCCUUUGGAUUUCAUCGGCAGCAUGGAUUUUUCCUGCCUAAUGGCCUUCAAACAAAAACCGGCUUCCCCCAGAUCUCCUGCCCCAUCAGUCAGCCCAUCCUGCAGGUUUGAAACUACCAUCCUUUAUAAUGAUGUGAACAAAUUAUUGUAUAAAUCACCCCCCCCAUAUAUAUAUGCAUAGUUGUGUUUCUCUAGAGCACCCUGACUUACACAGUCUGCACGGACUAAAAAGGAUCUCUGAGGCCAACACUGUGGAGGAAAUGUUGGCCAACCACACUGGGCCAUCGCAGGGACCAUGGCAAGCCUAUCCCAGCAACUGGCGACAGGGCUUUUGCUGCCGCGAAACAAUUAAGAUCAGGCAACUUCCCCGGUUCUUACUCGACGUUCGCCAAAUAACCUUCUCAUAAUUGAACAUCCCACGUACCUGAUAGCAUCAAAAUAUACUCAACCUACAGGGCUGAAGACCAGACCCUCGAGAAUAAUGAAAUCAUCACAGCAAAUGCCAAGUUGAGGGCUCCGUCUGGAUGCCAGCGCGAGUGGCCAAAGCAGCUUUUCCUUUGCAUGACCCUGAUUAAUGCAUCUUAACAUCUGAAAACUCGACAAAAUGCUGAAUCUUCUUUGCAAAGUAUUUAUUUUCUUCGGCUGUAU
Felis catus (domestic cat) is the source of this 4098-nucleotide messenger RNA. It is a transcript of the gene KIN, whose product is annotated as Kin17 DNA and RNA binding protein. Gene Ontology annotation, biological process: DNA damage response; DNA replication. The record is from RefSeq and is a predicted model, not a curated record. Gene Ontology annotation, molecular function: double-stranded DNA binding. Gene Ontology annotation, cellular component: nucleus. The transcript has 14 exons. The coding region runs from base 67 to 1284 and encodes 405 amino acids. NCBI's taxonomy places the organism in Eukaryota, Metazoa, Chordata, Mammalia, Carnivora, Felidae.